CAUAAUUCCAAUCAAGUCUUGCAAGAGUGCAAAAUGUCUACUAAACACUUGCUAUUGUUGCUUCUCGCAGUGGUGCUUCUCACCACUCACUCUCUUGCUGACCACCAUAAACCACCACACAAGCCACCACACAAGCCUCCUUCAACGGAGGAGACCACCCUGGAAUCAAAUUUGGAUGGCAAACCUCCCAAGGGAUACAAGCCACCACCGAAACACAAGCCACCAACCUCAUUAGAUGGGUUUAAUGAGGAAAAACCACCACACAAAGAAAAACCAGUAGGCCCUAUAAAACCACCACACAAGCCUCCAGCACAGGAGUCCUCAUUGGAUGGCAAACCUCCCAAGGGUUACAAGCCACCACCAAAGCACAAGCCUCCAACUUCCAACUGAGUGAGCCUAGCUAGCUAGUUAGGCUCAUGUUAGUAUUAGUAUAUAUAUAUGCGUGGGUAAUAUAAAAUAAGAGCUGCAAUUGAUAAUAUCCUCUCUUCCCACAACUCUUUAUGCAUGUACUGAUGUACCACUUGCUGCUACUUCUAAGCUACUUGUGGGAUAUGUUCACGUUAAUGUACUCAUUUUAGUGUCCGUGCCUGUCUUUGCUUAUGAACAUUGACAUGCACUUUGCUUUUGUUAUGUAUAAAUUUCAUUGGAACCUGCUUGGGACUUUUAUGUGCA
Quercus lobata is the source of this 672-nucleotide messenger RNA. Its product is annotated as early nodulin-75-like. The record is from RefSeq and is a predicted model, not a curated record. The coding region runs from base 34 to 390 and encodes 118 amino acids. Lineage: Eukaryota; Viridiplantae; Streptophyta; Magnoliopsida; Fagales; Fagaceae. The transcript has a single exon.